UCCAAAGUCUACGAUUUCAGCACAGUCAAGGACAUGAGCGAGAAGCCAUCGGCAGACCGCAUACUUAUUGACGUUCGCGAGCCCGCUGAAUACGAAGCCGGCUACAUUCCCACUGCCAUCAACCUUCCCAUCAAGUCGCAGCCCGAUGCGCUGUUCCUGCCCGAAGAAGAGUUCGAAGAUCGAUUCGGCUUUGAGAAGCCAGCCACCGACAAAGAAGUUAUAUUUUAUUGCAAGUCUGGCGUACGGAGUAGUGCAGCUGCCCAAUUGGCACAGCAGCACGGAUACACGAACGUGGCGGAGUAUCGAGGCAGUUGGCUAGACUGGACGAAGAACGGCGGAACUGCUAGUAAG
Molecule: messenger RNA, 351 nt
Organism: Pseudocercospora fijiensis CIRAD86
Lineage: Eukaryota; Fungi; Ascomycota; Dothideomycetes; Mycosphaerellales; Mycosphaerellaceae
Exons: 2
Cellular component (GO): mitochondrion
Molecular function (GO): thiosulfate-cyanide sulfurtransferase activity
Source: RefSeq, a predicted model, not a curated record